Molecule: messenger RNA, 2191 nt
Organism: Melanaphis sacchari
Lineage: Eukaryota; Metazoa; Arthropoda; Insecta; Hemiptera; Aphididae
Gene: Cpsf73
Product: cleavage and polyadenylation specificity factor 73
Exons: 14
Coding region: 78-2162 (694 amino acids)
Biological process (GO): mRNA 3'-end processing by stem-loop binding and cleavage
Cellular component (GO): mRNA cleavage and polyadenylation specificity factor complex
Molecular function (GO): RNA endonuclease activity; 5'-3' exonuclease activity; RNA binding
Source: RefSeq, a predicted model, not a curated record
UUUACAUCAUUACAAUUAAAUAACUAUUGUUAUUAUUGGUUUAUUUUAUGUCUUUUAUUUGAUUUUAUUUAGGAAAAAUGUCCGUUCAAGAUAAGAAGGUUGAGGAAAUUCAGAUAUCUGAAGAAGAAAAUGAUAAACUUACUAUAAAACCUCUAGGUGCUGGACAAGAGGUUGGCAGAUCAUGUAUUGUUAUGGAAUUUAAAGGCAAAAAAAUUAUGCUUGACUGUGGAAUUCAUCCAGGUCUUCAAGGUUUAGAUGCAUUGCCAUUUGUGGAUCUCAUUGAAGCAAAUGAAAUUGAUUUACUUUUAAUUACCCAUUUUCAUUUGGACCACAGUGGAGCAUUACCAUGGUUUUUACUCAAGACUAAAUUCAAAGGAAAAUGUUACAUGACUCAUGCAACUAAAGCCAUUUAUAGAUGGUUAUUGUCAGAUUACAUAAAAGUCAGCAACAUAGGAACCGAACAAAUGCUUUACACUGAAGCUGAUUUAGAAAAGAGCAUGGAUCGUAUAGAAACAAUAAAUUUCCACGAAGAAAAAGAUGUUGGAGGUAUUCGUUUUUGUGCUUAUAAUGCUGGCCAUGUACUAGGCGCUGCAAUGUUUAUGAUUGAGAUUGCUGGUGUUAAAGUUUUAUACACUGGAGAUUUUUCAAGACAAGAAGACAGACAUUUAAUGGCUGCUGAAAUACCACCUUCAAGGCCGGAAAUUCUUAUUACUGAAUCUACUUAUGGAACUCAUAUUCAUGAAAAACGUGAAGAACGUGAACGACGAUUUACUAUGCUUGUCAAUGAUAUUGUUAAUCGAGGUGGAAGGUGUUUAAUUCCAGUUUUUGCAUUAGGACGAGCUCAAGAAUUAUUGUUAAUAUUAGAUGAAUAUUGGGGUCUUCAUCCAGAACUUCACGAUAUUCCAAUAUAUUAUGCAUCUUCUUUGGCUAAAAAAUGUAUGGCUGUAUAUCAGACAUAUAUUAAUGCUAUGAAUGAUCGUAUAAAACGUCAAAUUGCUGUUAAUAAUCCAUUUGUUUUUAAACAUAUUACUAACCUUAAAAGCAUUGAUCAUUUUGAAGAUAUUGGUCCUUGUGUCAUAAUGGCAUCGCCUGGUGUCAUGGAAAGUGGUCUUUCUAGAGAGCUUUUUGAAAUGUGGUGUACAGAUAGUAAAAAUGGAGUUAUAAUUGCCGGUUAUGUGGUACAAGGAACACUAGCUAAGGCUAUUUUAUCUGAACCUGAAGAUAUUACAACUAUGACUGGACAAAAGUUACCAUUGAAAAUGUCUGUAGAUUAUAUAUCAUUUUCAGCUCAUACAGAUUAUCAGCAAACACGAGAAUUUAUAAACAUUUUAAAACCACCCCAUAUUGUGUUGGUACAUGGUGAACAAAAUGAAAUGCAAAGGCUUAAAUCUGCUUUGGUUAGAGAAUAUGAAGAAAACUCUGAAGAUAUUAAAGUUUAUAACCCUCGGAAUACAGUAGGAGUGGAUUUUUAUUUUACUGGGGAAAAAACUGCAAAAGUUAUGGGAGAAAUAGCCGUUGAGAAACCAGCAGAAGACAAUAUUUUAAGUGGUGUUUUAUUAAAAAAAAAUUUUAGCUAUCAUAUUUUUGCUUCUGAAGAUAUUCCAAGAUAUUCCGAUAUGUUGUUAAGCGAAAUUCAACAAAAACAACUUCACAGAUUUACAUCAUCAUUUACAGUAUUACAAAAUAUGUUGUCCCAUUUGACUGGCAGUGUACCUGAAAUAAUAAUUCCAAAUAAAAAGUUAAGAGUAUUAAACUCAGUGGAUGUCUCCAUAGAUAAAAAUUUUGCCACCCUAGAAUGGACGACUACUCCUGAAAACGAUAUGUAUGCAGAUAUUGUUGUACAAGUGUUGAUGAAAAUUCAGUCGAUGAGUCAAGGGGAUAUGAAAAAUGUGGCAUCAGUUCCAUUUACUGAGUAUGACCAGAUGCAUUUCAAAGAAUGUUUGAUUGAAAUCUUACAAGAGAUGUUUGGUGAAGAAUCUGUGCCAAAAAUAUUUAAAGGUGAAAAGUUGUUUGUUGCUGUUGAUGGGAAAAAAGCUAAUAUUAAUUUAAAAAAUUUGGAAGUAACAUGCGAAGAUGCGGUUUUGCAACGAAUGGUACAAGCUGCCAUAUCUAGAUUACAUAAUACUGUAACGCCUUUAAAUAUCACAAAUACUACAACGUAAUAUGUUCCAAUUUUUUUUUUUUUUUUUUU